Messenger RNA from Myotis lucifugus (little brown bat), 1700 nucleotides. RefSeq names its product ghrelin and obestatin prepropeptide (gene GHRL). The transcript has 4 exons. The record is from RefSeq and is a predicted model, not a curated record. Gene Ontology annotation, cellular component: extracellular region. The coding region runs from base 714 to 1109 and encodes 131 amino acids. Gene Ontology annotation, biological process: positive regulation of growth hormone secretion; regulation of response to food; negative regulation of inflammatory response. Gene Ontology annotation, molecular function: growth hormone-releasing hormone activity; ghrelin receptor binding. NCBI's taxonomy places the organism in Eukaryota, Metazoa, Chordata, Mammalia, Chiroptera, Vespertilionidae.
CCAUCUGCCUCUUGCCCGGAGCCCCAGCCUGAAGUGAGCUCCUCCUGGGACUUUGAUACAGACAUUGCAUUCAACCCUAGGAGUCACUGCUUGGGCAUCCAAUAGAUGAAGCACUCGGACAGGUUAAGAGGACCAAGGAAUGUAAAUCAGCCCCUGGAAACUAGGCUGCCCUGAGAUGAGGUUGCUGGUUUAAAACAAACACAAGGCUUCCUAUAUAAGGACCAGCCAGCCACCAGGUGUCACCUCCGCCAGGAAUCCCAGGUAGGCACCCUCUCUCACUCUGUGGGUUUGCUUAUGGGUUUAACUUACUGGCCAUUCACAGGCCCAUCUGAACCAAGGGGAGGUUGCACAAGCUGGGGCAGCCUGGUUGCUCAGACAUAACUGGGCUUAGGUCUCCUGGGGAUCUUGCUGGGUCAGCUUCAUCACCUGUUAAGAAGCUUGGCGAGGUCUUUGGGGGCUGAGGCAAACACAUGGGGAAUCCACUGCCAAGGGGUCUGCCCUGAACAGUCUGGGAAGAGAACACAGACAUCCUCCAAUUCAUUCUGCCUUAAGCAGCGGGGAGAGCUGCCAUCCCAGGUCAAAGCCCUGUGUGCUAGGCUCCUACCUGCAUUCCGAGGCGCUGGGAGGGCAGUGGACGCGAAGGGAGAGGAGGGGGAGCGUGUUAACUGGAGACUCUCUUCUCCAGGCCCAUCUGUCCCAAGCCAGCUGAGGCCAUGCCUUCCCCGGGGACCAUCUGCAGCCUGCUGCUCCUCAGUGUGCUCUGGGUGGACUUGGCCAUGGCAGGCUCCAGCUUCCUGAGCCCCGAACACCAGAAAGCGCAGCAGAGAAAGGAGUCCAAGAAGCCACCAGCCAAACUGCAGCCCCGAGAGCGAGAGCUCGAAGGCUGGCUCCGCCCAGAAGACGGAAAUCGGGAGGAAGGGGCAGAGGAUGAGCUGGAAAUUCGGUUCAACGCCCCCUUUGAUGUUGGAAUCAAGCUGUCAGGGGCUCAGUCCCACUGGCAUGGCCAGGCCCUGGGGAAGUUUCUUCAGGACAUGUUUUGGGAAGAAGCCAAUGGUAAGUCCCUGCCCGGGUCAGGUCAAUUCAGAGUUUUCUCGGAGUCCCAAAUGUGAGCCCACAUUAUGGGUGACACAAGAAAAGUUCUCUUCCCUGACCCCUGCCUCUCAAAGAGCUUCCAAUUCCUCGUUCCCAAAUAGCGGCAGGAGUGGGCGGGGCUGGUAUUUGAGUGGCUCGGAGGGUGUUUUUGUAUUCAAAGAGGGUACUAAGUUCUGAGAACUAGCUUUGGAGCCCCAGUGAACCCCAAUUUCCGCAACCAUAAAAUGGAGCUAACACCCCUAAUAAAGUAUAAAAUUAUUUGAUGUUACAACACCUUUACUGUAUAAUUUUACUUCACAAACAACAGGAAUUAGUGCUACAAUUGCAUUCAGAAGAAUGGGCUCCACAGCCAGUUAAGCAAAGUUUUUUCUGUUUUUAUUUGAAUCCCCUCUUACCUUGUAAAGAAACCACUCAACUUUCCCCUGAUCAAGGCCACUGGAAGCACCUUACAACCUGCAAAGCACUUCUGUCACCAACAUGGCAUCACCUAACCCACCCACCACUCGAGGCAGACAGAGACUCGCACUCACCCUUCCAUGCAGAUAAGGAGACCAAGACUCCGAGCUUUUAGUGACUUGCCCAAGUCACAGCCCAAGGCUUCCCCCAUU